CGCAAUCUGUGUCCAGCUACUAACGGCGCUAGCCACCUGCUACCUUCUUCUAAGAUUAGGAGCUCAGGACUUCUUCCAACACCUGACGCCCGGCGCCACGCCGCCCCAACCAGCCAACGCAUAGAACGCCCACUCCACGCCGCGGCCACCGCCGGUAGCAUUCCAGAUCCGUCGCUCGCCCACUCCACGCCGCAGAACGCGCUGUUCCGCCCCCACCGAUCGAGCCGCCACGCCCGACCCGGAGGCGGAUGCAGGGCCGCCCAUCCGUCUCCUCGCCGGGCCGCUAGCCGGGCCGUGCCCCGCCGGCAUGUCCUGCCGCGUGCGCGACCGCUGCUUGGAGCUGGAGCGCGCCAUCGUUGGCCGCGUCAGCUCGGGAAACCUUGGCCUCGACGACGCCGUCAAGCUGUUCGGUGAAUUGCUACACCACGCUAGGCCGGCCUCGGUGAUCGCCAUCAAUCAGCUCCUCACCGCCGUCUCUCGCGCCCAGCGCAGGGGGUCCUCCUCCUCGGAGCUCGUCCCCUCCCUCUUCAACCGGAUGGCCCGUGCUUGCUCCAACAAGGUAGCUCCCGAACUGCACACCUACAGCAUCCUCAUAAACUGCUUCUGCCGAAUGGGACGCCUGGAGCUUGGUUUCGCCGCCUUUGGCCUCAUCCUUAAGACAGGCUGGAGGGUGGAUGACAUAGUCAUCAGUCAACUGCUCAAAGGUCUCUGUGACAGAAAGUGCGUGUCUGAGGCUAUGGACAUAUUGCUCCGACGAAUGCCUGAGUUUGGCUGCCCACCAGAUGUCGUGGCGUACAACAUUGUCAUCAAUGGCUUAUUUAGAGAGGGUCAGGUGGACAAAGCUUACAACCUAUUUCGUGAAAUCGAUAACCAGGGGAUUUUGCCGACUGUUGUGACCUACAACACAGUCAUCAAUGGCCUGUGCAAAGCUCAAGCUGUUGACAGGGCCGAGGGUGUCCUUCGGCAGAUGGUUCAUAAAGGCGUUAAGCCAGACAAUCAGACAUAUACUUGCCUGAUCCAUGGAUAUUGCUCUUCAGGACAGGGGAAAGAGGUGGUUCGAAUGCUCAAAGAAAUGUCCGCACAUGGUCAUGGUCCUAAUGUUGUCACUUGUACUUUGCUGCUGGAUUACCUUUGCAAGAGUGGAAUUUGCACAGAGGCUAGAAAGAUUUUUGAUUCUAUGAUUGAAAAGGGCACAAAACCUAAUGUAACUACAUAUAACACUCUGCUUAAUGGGUAUGCUACCAAAGGAGCUCUUUCUGAUAUGCAUGGUCUAUUGGAUUUGAUGGCAGGAAAUGAUAUUUCACCUAACCAUUGUACCUUUAACGUAGUUCUCUGGGCAUAUGCUAAAGGUGGUAUGAUAGAUGGGGCAAUGCAUAUAUUUGACCAAAUGAGGCAGCAAGGGUUGAGUCCAGAUGUAGUCAGCUAUGGAGCAAUAAUAGAUGCAUUUUGCAAGAUGGAAAGAGUAGACGAGGCUAUGCUUAAAUUCAAUCAGAUGAUCUAUGAAGGGGUGAGUCCUGAUAUCAUUGUAUUUAGCUCACUAGUUUAUGGACUGUGCACUGAUGUCAAAUGGGAGAAGGCUAAUGAAUUAUUUUCUGAAAUGCUGAAUCGAGGGAUCCAUCCCAAUGCCUUGUUCUUCAACACAAUAAUGUGUAACCUUUGCAGAGAAGGACGAGUCACGGAAGCCCAGAGUCUCCUUGACUUGAUGGUACGUGUAGGUGUGAGGCCUGAUGUUAUCUCAUAUACUACGUUAAUGGAUGGCCACUGCUUAGCUGGUAGGAUGGAGGAAGCUAUGAAGUUACUUGAUGAUAUGGUCCGAGUUGGCUUGAAACCCGAUGCCUUUUCUUAUAAUACUUUGCUUCAUGGCUAUUGUAGAGCUGGCAGGAUAGAUGAUGCAGUUAGACUAUUCAGAAAAAUGUUAAGCAAAGAAGUUAGGCCUGGAAUUGUCACUUAUAACAUGGUACUUCAGGGUUUAUUUCGGUCUGGGAAAUUUUCUGAAGCAAAAGAACUCUAUAUCAAUAUGAUCAAAAGUGGAAUGCAGCUGAACAUUUACACGUACAACAUAAUUCUGAAUGGUCUUUGCAAAAAUGAUUAUGUUGAUGAGGCAUUUAAAAUAUUUCAGAGUCUAUGUUCUAAGGGUUUUCAACUUAACAUUAGUACCUUCAAUAUUAUGAUUGAUGCUUUUCUCAAAAGUGGCAGAAAGGAAGAUGCUAUGGAUAUGUUCACUGCUAUCUCUGCCCAUAGUUUAGUUCCAGUUGUUGUGACCUAUCGCUUAAUGAUACAAAAUCUCAUAAAAGAAGGGUUGCUAGAAGAGUCUGACAAUCUGUUUUUAGCAAUGGAAAAGAGUGGAUGCACUCCAGACUCUCGUAUGCUAAAUGCUCUAGUUAGGGGUCUGUUGCAUAGAGGUGAGAUAAUGAGGGCUGGGGCUUACCUCUCCAAAAUUGAUGAGAUGAACUUCUCACUUGAGGCAUCCACUACUUCCUUGCUAAUAUCAGUUUUCUCGAGGGAGACAUAUCAGCACCAUGCAAAGUCCCUGCCCGAAAAGUACCAUUUUCUUGUGGAUGUCAAUAAAUGAGUGUUGUGUUAAAUGAAUCAAAUUCUCAACAGUGCUGAUACAUCUAAAUGGGACAUGUUAAUUUGUUGAAGUGAUUAUUCAUGUCUCAUGCUCUAAUUUACUUAUGAUGUUCUGUUGUCCCAUUUGUUUUUCUCUAGAGAAAUGCUGUUGUGUUGGUGCGGUUAAGUGUUUAUCUCCAGGUAAAAUUAUCUUUAAUGCGGUGCAAGUUAGCUUUACAGCAGAAUCAGUUUACAAAUUAACUGGUGUCACUUAGGUCUCUGCAUUUUGUUGCUUGUUUGUGAAGAUACCCUGCACUUAUGGUGAUAAAAUAUAUGAUCUGAACCUUUUGAUCCUUGACAUGAUU
Molecule: messenger RNA, 2915 nt
Organism: Panicum hallii
Lineage: Eukaryota; Viridiplantae; Streptophyta; Magnoliopsida; Poales; Poaceae
Product: protein Rf1, mitochondrial-like
Exons: 2
Coding region: 308-2572 (754 amino acids)
Molecular function (GO): protein binding
Source: RefSeq, a predicted model, not a curated record